AUGUCUUCAACUCAAGACCCACUUCAUAAGUUCAAACUACAAUUUCAAAGCUUUGUGAAAAACAAUCCUAAUGUUGCAACUGCGGCACAUGGCGCUUCCAAAAUACCAGAGUCCGCCAAGGCAGUUGUGGUUUUGUCACCUUUGUCAUUAGAACACCAAUUUCCAAGACACUGGGUGUCGAAGUCCUACAGAAAGACGAUCGUGGAGCGUCCGGAAAGACUGCUUGCGUGCUCCAUGGGUAUUGGAGCGGCCAUCACAAUGUACCCGGCAUUGUUCACCUUGAAAUCAUCACACACCAAGCAAACCUCACUCCUCACAGAUUACGUCUUACGAGUACACGGGAGGGAUUGGCCAGAGGAACUGUUGAAGCUCUGCCAAAACUCGCAAAAAGCGUUAGACGACUGUCAGGUCGAGGUCCCAGAAUCAUGGAACGUCGGCGACAUAUACUUGUCGCGGCAAACAAUAGAUGCUGUUCAAGGAUCUAUCGGCGCCCUUGAGGUCGGCGUUGACUCUAUCUUCAGAGGCUCUUCCGCAGAGGAAACCAGUAAUCGCGCGUUUGUUGCCUUAAGACCACCGGGACAUCAUUCUCACGCUUCAACUCCCUCUGGGUUCUGUCUUUUAAAUAACGCCCACAUUGCCAUUGAAUAUGCCGCAGAGACUUACGACGUAACUCAUGCAGUAGUGCUAGACUUUGAUCUGCACCACGGUGAUGGUACUCAGGAUAUCUGUUGGAAACGUGCCGGAUUUAAGCCUGACGAACAAGUCGACACCGCUGGCGAAUACAACGAAUUCGGCAAGAAGUUCGCAGAGUACCCGAAAGUGGGUUAUUUUUCGCUGCACGAUAUCAACUCUUUCCCCUCUGAGCUGGGCUAUGCAACCAAGGAAACCAUCCGAAAUGCUUCUACUUGUAUAAUGGAUGCACACGAUGUGAACAUCUGGAAUGUUCAUUUACAAAGCUACGAAUCCGAAGAAGCCUUCACCAAGCUCUACCAAACUAAAUACAGAACAAUAUUUGCCAAAGCUGACGAGUAUUUCCGAACGGCCAAACAAAAUAUGAAGACCUUGGGAAAGCCUUUUAAGGCGCUGGUGGUUAUAAGUGCUGGCUUCGAUGCAUCCGAAUAUGAACAGGCUUCUAUGCAAAGACAUGGGGUAAAUGUACCAACUUUUUUUUACAAUAUGUUCACCAAAGAUGCAUUAAAGCUGGCUCAGAUGCACUCUCAUGGUAAAGUUCUAUCGGUCAUGGAGGGCGGUUAUUCUGACGGAGCUAUCGCGUCGGGCGUUUUCUCGCAUCUCAUUGGGCUCCAAAACCAGAACUGGAUAAACGAAUGGGGGUCUGCGCAAGUCGUCAAGGAGAUAGUGCGUGGCUGCAAGCCCAACUGGAAGCCCUACAAGACGAAACGCGCCCGGGACGUGAUACGAAUCUGGGCGGAGGAAGUGAUCAAGUUGGGACGUGCAAUGAUCCCGGAAUUCGAGCGAAUUUUGUUUCAGGCGGAGCCGGAAGAGAGUCAAAUGGAUGCGGCAAAGAGAGUAACCCGCUCUCAGCGGAGCACUACCCCGGCAGCAGAGAAAGCUGCACUGGCACAGACUAUAACUCCAAGAGCGACGCCUUCGCCCCCGGCCUCUAUGCCUCGCAGUGAGACCCCAACGCCCAGUGAGAGGAAAAACACCAACCGGAAGGUGGAGGAGCAUGAAGUGCCGUUUGUACAGCAGGAGCUGGGCCACGGCGAAGAUGAAGACGACGAAGACUACGUUUAUGACGAGGAGCUGAACAAGACGUUCAACCGCACGGUUGAGGAUAUUACAAUUGAUGACAUCUCCCGCCAUCUGGAGACCCUGGACAUAGAGCCGUCUCCACCCACCUCCCAUGACGGUCCCCGUGAGUCUUCUGACCGCCCCACCAGCAGGCCGACUACACGAAGCUCGGGAGCGCCUGCUCCGGCCGUUGACGCACGCCGCCCACUUUCGGUGUCGGGGCCCCAGAGCUACAAGAUCCCCUCCGGAUCCACCACCCGCCAUCUUCGCAACAGCCGUACCUCUCGACUGAUGAAUUUCGACGAUAGUGAUAUUUCAAUGAUUUCCCAUAUUUCCACGGCCAAGGGCCACCACACGACACGCAGCGGCCAAACCAAGUGGUGA
Lachancea dasiensis is the source of this 2136-nucleotide messenger RNA. Lineage: Eukaryota; Fungi; Ascomycota; Saccharomycetes; Saccharomycetales; Saccharomycetaceae. The record is from the annotation of a GenBank genome assembly.